This is a messenger RNA of Cottoperca gobio, 978 nucleotides long. Its product is annotated as ecto-NOX disulfide-thiol exchanger 1-like. Gene Ontology annotation, biological process: ultradian rhythm. Gene Ontology annotation, molecular function: NADH dehydrogenase activity; protein disulfide isomerase activity. Lineage: Eukaryota; Metazoa; Chordata; Actinopteri; Perciformes; Bovichtidae. Bases 1 to 375 code for a protein of 124 amino acids. The record is from RefSeq and is a predicted model, not a curated record. The transcript has 4 exons. Gene Ontology annotation, cellular component: external side of plasma membrane; plasma membrane.
AUGCUUUCUGUGCUCAGUGGCGGAGGCGUGGGUUGCAGAGGCGUGAAGAAUGACCAAAACUUCAGCGAGGCCACAGCGGUGCUGUUCACCUGGAUCGAUCGGGGAGAAGUCAACCGGCGAACCGCCAACAACUUCUACUCCAUGAUCCAGUCGGCCAACAGUCACGUGCGGCGGCUGAUGAGCGAGAAAGCUUUGCACGAGGAGGAGAUGGAGCGCGCCAAGGAGAUCUUCAAGAACGCCCUGGUGGCCAUUCUAACACAAUUCGAGCAGAUCACCGCCGUUUUCAACGCUGCCACCAGGCAAAAGGCAUGGGACCAUUUCUCAAAAGCACAGCGCAAGAACAUAGACAUUUGGCAGAAGCAGUGUGAGAUCUGACGCCUCCUCGAGAGUGUGCCGCGCUGCUAUGGCAACAGUGAUUUCCAGGGUUAAGUCUCUGAUUAAUUAUUCACCUGGAGUCAAACCCAGAUGACAAGGACGAAGACGAGGACGCCGCUCAGUCUGUGGGGGACAAAUGUAUUCACUUUAAAGGAAGACUUCCCCUUUAAACGACCCUCUGCACAUCACUUCCUCCCCGUGGGAUCUUCACGUCUUACAGAAAAAAAAGUUUUUCUCUCCGGCCUUCACGGUGAACGGAGAAGAAAAAUUCCUGAUGGGUUAAUGGAGCUGAAAACAACUUGAAGACGAGCAGUGCGAGGCGUUAGGUGUGAAGGUCGCUGAAAAGCUUUCCUCAGGAAGGUGAGAUAGAGGAUCGAUGUACAGAAGGUCCCUUUGGGGGGGAAGGUUUCCUUUAAAAAGCAGAAAUAAAACAAAUCAGAUCAAAUACUGAAGUAACGUCUGCGUUAAUGUUCGUGACGAACCGCCUCGUCUUUAAAUUUGUUUUUACGAUCCUUCGAAUCUUUCCUCCAAUCUUCAUGUUGAAGUUCGGAGAAGACAAAGUUCAUCUUGUUUUUCAUUUUCUAACGUGAAAGUCUGUCACUG